AUGAGCCUGAAGGGGCGGCCUGUUCAAGCUGCCAAAGCUGGUAAAGUGGAGCUUCAGGCUGAGUUCAAAAAGCACCAGGCCAUGCGAGGGGUUCCCGUCCUGGUGGCUUUGGCAGCUGUGGCAUCGUGCGUUUUGCAGGGAUGCUUGCCUCCGGACUGGUCUUUUUGCGACUGUGACUUUCGUGACAACUUCUGGAACAGCAUCCUCAAUGACGUGCACUUGCUGUGGGACGGGCCAGAUUUUGUUCGAAAAGCCAGAGACAACAGCACUUUCCAAGGGAGAUACCUUCAGUCGCCUCCCAGCGACCUAAACUGCCCGGUUUCUCCAACUGUGUUUUGGAAAGCAUGGCCACAAUACGGGAUCACACGCGGGCUCAUUGAAGGCUCAAUGGGUGAUCUGUGGAUGCCAGGAGCCAGAGACAGGUUCAAACAAGUUUGCAUUGCUGGGCAUCUGGCAUUGAUGGCAAUUUGUUCACAGCACUUCCUCGUGAAGUCUGCCCGAGCACAGGAUGCUGGUGAUCCAGAUCAUAUGAAGUGGUUAGAAGCAUCAUACGGUCACAUGGUCGCGAUUCGCAACUUGGGCCAGGCCUACCAAAUUCGACAAUGCAUGGGUCAACAAGGUUGGUCAUUGGAUGUGGGGGCAUUCCACAAGUAUACGACCAGGUGGAUCGGCAGAGAGUCGGAGGGAACAAGUCCUCAAGCUGCUUUCUUCAACGGGAAAGUGGAUCCCUGGCAAAUGCUCUUCACACAGCCGAUGCACCACACGAGUGAAAGCCGCGCGUCGGCCUUGCCGGAUCGGCGCGUGUGCGUCCCUUUCAAGGAUCCUGCUUGCUGGAAACGCAAGUCCUUGUUGCUCAUGGAGACCUGCGAGUAUUGCUGCAACCCAUUCGAGCACAAGACAGGGCGUGGAGCCAGCUGGUGUUGGGAUGAUGAGUGGACGUAUGAGAGAUGUUGCCAGCAGGACUACAAGGAUUUGGUAUGCGAAGUCAGGCGCAAGGGUGAGGAAGGUGGAUGCGUGGAUUGCAAAAAAUCUGUUACCUAUGUGUGCAUGACGCCGCCCGAGAAGCGCUUGCAAGAUGCUCAGAACAAUUACAAUGCCAAGGUCGAUCUCUUCAACAGCCUUCAGCAGAAGGCGACCACCCUCGCAUCUGACAUCGAGACCACGAAGAAAGAUUUGCUCAGCAAAGAUGAGUUGUACCGGCAACUUCUUGCGGACUUGAAUACCAAGCUACAAACAUGGCAUUUCGCUUUCAACAACGCCUCGCGACUUGUGUCUGUCGCGCGGCUUAAGCAGCAGGAAGAGUCAUGGAACAACUCCAAGAUGGCAUGGCAGCAGGCAGAAGAAACGUUGCGCUCUGCUCAGAGUGUGCUAGCCUCUGCGGAGGCUGUCGUCUCAGAUGCCAGGAAGCAAGAGCAACUUGGACGCCAACUACUGGCAAGCAAUGAGUCCGCCUACGAGAUGGCAAAAAGUCGUCAUGCUGCGAGCGAGAAAGCCCUGGCCGUCGCGAACGAGAAGCAGCAAGCGUCAGAGCGAGAAGCCGCUGAAGCAGAAGCAAAUCUGCAGUCAGCGACCACAGCAGCUGAUCAAGCUUUGGACAUUUCCCUCUCGGUGAAUAAGUCCCGGGAGGCCAUCUAUCACAACACCAGUCACAGCCUGGAAGAAGCAACUGCUCUGAGAGAUGCAGUCCGAGAGCAGGCGUGGACAAGCUUGCUGGUCGACAAUGCAGCCAAAGUUCUGUCGGAGUUGUCACGUGCACAAGCGGGUCGAGUUUGCCGACCAGAUCCAAGCGUGGUCGACCCGGAGUCUGCCAGAGCUCGGAUCCGCUCUGCCCAGCAGUCAGUCAAUGAGGCCCAGGCAUCAAGAACACGCAGCGCUGAUGAAUUUAAAGCGGCUGGCAAGGACGAGGAGCUUGUGCAACAGGCGAUGUCAAACUGUUCUCGUCGAGGUUCGAGCUGUGCUGUUGAAACAUCUACAUCCAUGGAGUGCCUGAUCGCAAGCACACCUGCCAACAAAUCAGCAAAGCCUGCCGUGCAAUCGCAAUGGCAGAAGGAGCUCUGCAGUGGUUGGACUUGUGAGGCGAUUGGAGGUUGCACGGACUGCAAACAAGCCAACGAACUGGAGCUGAAUACCUUGACGCAAAGGCUCCUGGAGAGCAAACGCCUUGCAAAUGAGGCCUUGGCACGCUCCCGAACUGAAAACAAGCUUGAUUUGGAUGAGGAUAUUUAUGUUCCGGCUGCUUUGCUGAGUGCCGUUGAAGAGUGCGCUAGACAGACGUCUCAGGCCAGAGACAGGCAGAUGCUAACUGCGAAGGCUUCAAGGGAGGCCCAAAUUUCCUUCGAAAAGGCAAAGGCACACCACGAAGCAUGUAAAGAAAGACACGCCGCUGCCCAGAAGAAGGUGGUGGAAAGACAGGCGCAGACGGAGGAGACGUCUGUCCAUCUGAUGUCUUCAAGAGAACACCUCCAGAGAAACGAAACAGCUCUCCAACAGAGAAUGCAGCACCUGGUCAGGGUGAAUCGAACGGCCGAAGAUGCUGGAGCUACAGUGGAAGCAGCCAUCAACCAGCAAGCAAAAAGCAAGAUGCUGUACACAGAUCUGGCACAGCUAGCUGAGCAGAAGAAGAAGGUGCAAGAGCAAGAGCUGCAGCGAAGAGCGCAAGCUAGUGAGCACGUCCAGGCGUUAAAUGAGACUCUUGCCGACAACCUGACAGUUCUCGUCUCAGCUUGGCUCCGGCAGCAAGAGCAAGCCAGCGAGGCAUCCCACUCCACACGGUGGAGUGAGCGACUUCUUGCGGCUGCUAAAGCCGUCCUGGUCAACAUGGUCGGAUCGUUUGAGAGUUUUCUGGAGAAUUACGUUAUCAGCAUCUCAGACAAGGACGCAGCAAUGCAGGUUAUGCGUGCAAUGGAGAACCUUAAGGCUGUCGAGCUCACUUGUCUCGAAGCCGAGAAGAACGCAGAGGACGCUGCGCAACAGGUCAGACAGGCCGAAGAAAGGGCGACAGAAGCGGAGGCUGCGAGGGCAGUUGCAGAAGAGAAAGCCCUCAAUGCGACCAGCAACCUCGCAGAUGCCCAGGAGGCGGUCAUGUCUGCGGAGACCUUCGUGGACCAGACAAGGAAGACGGUCGAGAGCUUCAAGCAACGUCUACAUGAUUUGCAGUCUUCAGUUGCUCAAGCACAGGCAGAGGUCACAGCUUCAGCAGCGGAGCUUGAUAGUGCGGCUGCUGCACUGGAGAAGCAGGCAGACCAUGUCAGGACCAGCUCACAAGAUGCCGAGGUAGCUGAUGCUGAGGUAGCCAAGGCUGUCGCAAGCGAGGCAACGGCUGCAGCAAACGUUGCAACCGCCAAGGCAGCGCUUCUUGGUAGCAGUCUGGCAACAGCGAAGCGUGAGUGUCAACCCACCGAGACGGAGUUUGAGGUCUUUUUGCACUUCCGAGAACAACUCAGUCUCGCCAAACAUGUGGUUGUGCAACGCCUGCAGCUUUGGCAGAUUUCUGAGGGCCUGCUUCAGGAGAAGCUGAUGGUCCUCCAAGAUGCGCAGGCUGUCCAUGAAGCUCUGCUCGAUGAUCUCUUAGACGCUGUUUCUGGAGAAGCGGAGCAUGUCCUUUCCAAUGCGGCUGCCGAUGCAGACUUGCUCAUGCUGCAGGCAGAAGUAAAUGCGUCGACGGCCAUAUUUGGUGAAUGCAACGAUAAUUUCAGUCGGGCUCAGGCAGAAGUGAGCGCGAUAUUGCACACGCGUCACGAGGCUGAUGCACUUUCGCAGAGCUCCGCAGCUGCUUACAUGGCUGCUUCUUCGAAAAGAAUAUCGGCCGAGGAGAACAUGGUCCGAAGGAGAAGAGAGCUGGAGGCUGCCAGGAAUGCAUCAGCGCAAGCAGCUGCAGACUUGACGAGGUCAGUGGAGGCAGAGGCAGAAGCCAAGAAGUCGGUGGAAAAGACGAAGGUGUGGCAAGCAAACUUCAAUGCAUCAUUAAAGAUUGCAAGGAAGGAAGAGGUCCGGGACGAGGCUCAGGAAGAAAAGCGCCAACGCCAGAGUGAAGAGGCCAAAGCCCGACAACGCGAAGCGCGGAUGCGAUCCUUGUUGGACACACACAAGAGGCACCUUGCGCUCUGUGACCUCCAGGUAGAGCUCCCACAGAAGGACCAAUCAAGAGCUGAGGCGAAGGCUGCCUUCGAUAAAGCCGAAAAAGCUCUGGCUGACACACAGGCAUCCUUGGAGAGCUACAUCAAAGAUGAAGCGGAGACCCAUUCAAAGAUUCAUCAAACUUACAAGGAACUGGGGGAGCUAAAGACGGAACAUGCCAAUGCAGAGAAGGAGUACGCUGAGCAGGAUCCGGAAGAUAGAAAGCGCAGCUUUACGACAUCUUUGCAGGGCUCAGGUGCUUAG
Messenger RNA from Symbiodinium natans, 4380 nucleotides. The record is from the annotation of a GenBank genome assembly. Lineage: Eukaryota; Dinophyceae; Suessiales; Symbiodiniaceae.